AUGGCAGAAGAAGAUGACAUACUUUUUAUACCCAGCAUCCAGCUGAUAUUGAAGGUAGAGAAAGGACAUACUGAGAAACAGAACACAGAGUAUGAAACUGAUGCUUGGGAAAACCAUCUUUACACCGUUCUGGGUUCUUCUCUCCACUCGCCACAGCCACCUUGCCUCUUGCUUUCUGCUCCACCGGCCUCAGAUUCCGUGGGGUCCUGGAAUUCUCCCAUCUCUUUCACCCGCCGCCUCCUGCAUCGGCAUCGUAGCCACCACCUCAUCAGGCCUGGUGUGGACACCAGCUCUGAUACUACCACAAUGGAUCUACAGGAAAAACAGGAAGUUGUUGAGGAGGCAGAAAAUGAAAGAGAAGCCCCUGAGCAUGGGAAUGCUAAUGAGGAAAUUAGGGAACAAAAGGCUGACAAUGAGGUAGAUGAUGAAGAAGAAGGUGGGGAGGGAAAAGAGGAAGAAGGUGAUGGGGAGGAGAAGGAUGGAGAUGAAGACGAGGAGGCUGAGACAGCUAUGGGGAGGCAUGCCGCUGACGAAGAGGAUUAUGGUAUUGAUACCAAGAAGCAGAAGACAAUUGAGGACAAGACAGAAGAAAAUAAAAAAAGUUAUUGA
Messenger RNA from Jaculus jaculus (lesser Egyptian jerboa), 609 nucleotides. RefSeq names its product neurofilament light polypeptide-like. Gene Ontology annotation, molecular function: histone binding. The record is from RefSeq and is a predicted model, not a curated record. The transcript has 3 exons. Lineage: Eukaryota; Metazoa; Chordata; Mammalia; Rodentia; Dipodidae. Bases 1 to 609 code for a protein of 202 amino acids. Gene Ontology annotation, biological process: positive regulation of transcription by RNA polymerase II; negative regulation of apoptotic process. Gene Ontology annotation, cellular component: nucleus.